AUGGAAAAACUCAAAGCUGUCCUAAGUUCGGCUUUGGCAGCGUGCCAGAUCCCAGCUAGGCUAUCGAAGGCUUCGAUGGGGGAGGUCCAACGACAACAACAAGAGCAUAACGGCUCAUACCAGGCCGACUCAAAGCUCAUGAACCUCCCGCUAGAACUUCUCGACCUCAUUUACGCGCAGCUUGAACCCAGUGGUAAGAUUGCGUGCUCUCUUGCCUGCAUAGGUCUUUACGAUAACUACUUCGAAUCCGCGUGGGACGCCCGAGCAUAUUCAAGCCCGACUGCGAAGCGCGACGUGAUCUCCGUCUUGGAGAAAGACGUGGCCCAUCACGAAUUCUUCUGCCCAUUCUGCGAUCGGUUUCGGGGGUUUCGACCACGAGGGAAGGCGAAGCCGCGGCAGAAGGUAGUAUGCUGUCCCAGCCCAAGACUGGCAAUGAACUCCUACCAGGGCCCCGAGAUCAGCUUUCCUCUCGGGCGUCUGGUGCUGAACCGCCACCUUUACGGGGCGGACUGCGGCUUGCCCCUGGGCUGCCUGGAGAUCGAUGACCUUCCCAUCCGAGUUACGGGUACAGGCGGGAUUCCCUUGACUUGGAGACAGACUUGGCGGGCCAGGAUCAUAGAAAACGAGCUAUUCCUUCGCUGCACCCACCUUCUCACGCAGGAGGAGAACAUGACCGCCGAGGCUUUGAGAGCCGCCGUCGAAGGAGGGUCAUCCUACUUCUUUUGCACACACCGGUGGACAUCUAGGACGAGCGACAACCCAAUGUUUUAUCGGGGAAAGAUACCACUCCAUGGGCGAAUAUCAGAGGGGCAGCUUACGGCCUGCCAGAAAGCCGCGUCUUGGUGCUCCAAGUGCCUGACUGACUUGAACACAACCAUCGAAUGGCGGCCGUGCCUCGAGGCAGACGCCGGCGGAAAGGUCGGGGUGAGCGGCAGUGGGAAAGGCAGGUGGACCAUCCGGGUCGAAUCGUAUCACCAGCUAGGAAGCUUCAGACGCGCAGUCGACUGGAAGUACCAAGCGGCUUGCUCAACGACACCAUGGUACACUGCUAAUGAGCUGUUUAUGUCUGCGCAGUAUGCGCAAGGUUUGGACCAAAAUCCCCCGGGGUCGGUGAUGAUGUCCUGGCAGUCGGGGACAUUGGAAUUUCCGCGACAUUCGGCGCUGAUCGCCCGUGAGAACUACACAUGCGGUCCAUUCCUCAACGAUGACACGAGCACCGCAAUGGCAGCUGUCCAGAACAACUUGCCGUCUCGCACAAGAUCAGCGCGUAUCGCCGGCCUAAACUCGACCAGGACCCUGACAUCUGCCGCCGCCGCCGCAGCGCCGUCGAGACACCACGCGACACUCCCAUCUUCGACUUCCAAUGUGUCGCUAUUUCUCACGAACCUGCACCUACUGGACUUGGAUCUCCUCCCCGACUGGCCUGGUCUCAACCCCUCGACUUUCACCAACAAGGAUGCCUCCCAGGGCCAGAAGAAGAGGGUUCAGUGCGUUGAGUGGGCACUGUACCAGCUCUUCAAGCUGUGGGACCCAGAGGAGGCGCGUAAUAAGCUACAGCCCUUCUUCCCACCCCUCGAGCAAGUCCAGUCCGUAAAUCUACGAGCUGCCCUCCUACGCUGCCUCGAGCAGGCCAAAAAGAAUGGCGUAUUGGGAAGAGACAUAGUGCUGCGGAAGACGAUGCUGGACGAGUGUAAGGGCGAACGAAUGGAGGAGGUGCUGGCAGUGUUCUCUUCGGCGGUCUUGAAGAAGGUCAUCACCGAGGAGCAGCUGAAUAGCAAAGCACAUUCAGCUAUUGCCCAGACACUGGCUUUGGAGAAUCGCGGCUAUACCGGGGAGAGGGUUGACCUGAGCAGCCUGAUAAUUGCCCAUAAGGUGUCUCUCAGGAAGAAGCUGGAUCAGAAGGGGGCAUUCAGAGCACAAUACAACGACUUUGCGAAGCUUUUGGACUCCAAAGAACACGGCAUAAGCCGGAGACGGGAGCAGACCAAGAGUGUGGCACUCCAGAGCAAGAUCCCAAGACUUUCAGACGCCUCCAAACAAGAUCUUCGACGCGCGGUCCGAAACAACUGGUCGGGCAACGAGCGAUGGAUUGAGACCUUGCUAUAUGGAGACGCAAAGUCACAGAAAGACGGUGUGCUAACCGCGCCGUUCGACCGUGUCUGGCGCCGUGUGCGGUCAAAUCGCCUGGAUGAACUGGAAGACACCAGCGGGGGCCUGCUUGAGCAGCUUGGGAGUCGCGUUCGUACUCAGCAGGCGAGGCUUGACAAGUGGCAGAGCUUCAGGAACGAGAUGUUCAGCGACGUCGUGGAUCAGCCUCAACAGAAGGGAACGGCUCGUGUUGGUCGGCAGAAGGGUAUUGACUUAGGGUUUGGAGCCCACGAGGGGCUGCACUUGGGACGAAUGAGCCCAAGGAAAUUAACGUCGUCCAAGACUUCACAUCUUAACGAGGAGUAUAGGGCCCUGAUUGAUGGUCUGCAGACGGAGCUGCAGAGCCUGAGCCAAAACCAGGCCGCCCCUUUCUUUGGCCAGCUCAAGGGGCGCGAGCAGCCACUGAAAUCCUCCGUACAGAGCAGCUCCAGUGAGAAGCCGGUUGAUGAGCCAGUCUCUGAGCUUAGCGAGCUUGAAGAGGAGCUGGCGAAGACGUCUCUUCCACUGCGCAGCAAACCUUCGGAGCAUUUGUCUCGACUUGAUGCCGACCAAGCCAUGGAAUCGAUCAUCGCCCCUAAGCCAUCACAGAGAGCACCACGGGCUCGCUUACCACAACCGCUGAAGACAAUGCAUGCCUUCAGGCCGACAAAUGUUCCAACUGAAAUCUCCCCGACAGAUACCUCAAUACCUACAUCGCGUUCCGACAGCAAGACAGCAUCUCCCCAACGGUCACCGGCCCGAGAACACAAAGAUCUAUCCCGUUCUCCCACUCGCUUUCACAGACAUUCUCCGUCUCCUUCGCCGUCUCGGUCGCAUGCUCGAGGCUCGCGGGAUAUGACACAGUCACCCGAGGAGAUGCCCCCAUCUCCAACCCAGCAGCAAGCGGACCAAAUUUUGGCGUCCAUGAACGCGGCGUCACCCUCACCGGUCAAGCAGCCGCGCCCGCGGCAUACCCUAUCCCUCGCAGAGCGAACCCGUCUCUCUAUGGCUCGCGGCUCAAGCGCCGAUUUGGACGACGAAGACGAGGUCGCGCUGAGCUCGCCGUCGCGACACCGCCGACGAAACACAUCAUCACGGUCACCAACCAAGAGCAGCAAGCCCGCAACCCCCACCACCAUCAAAGAAAACCACUCAGCAGGCGACGAAGCAGACGCCGAGCAGGGCAAGGAGGACGACAUCGUAGCGCGCACGCGCAAGUCGAUGGCCAACUUCGAGGCGACGCAGCAGCGCGUGCGGCUGGAGCGGCAGCGGUCAGCAAAACGCGAGGCGCGCAAGCAGACGCUGUCCAACAAGAGCGGCGAGAUCGCGCGCCAGCCCUACUUCCCGCCGGACACGGUGGACGAGGAGGCCGCGGGGGCCGGCGGCGACGACUCGACGGCCAUGCUGGAGGAGUUGAUCGCCAGGGAGGCGCAGAUGGGCGAGGGCGCCGCGGACUAUGACUCUGUGUUCAAGAGCCGGCCGCGCAUCAAGGCUAGCCCGCCUGGGACGCCGGUUAGGGACCGGUUUGGGUUUGAGUGA
Diaporthe amygdali is the source of this 3666-nucleotide messenger RNA. RefSeq lists its product as uncharacterized. The transcript has 3 exons. Lineage: Eukaryota; Fungi; Ascomycota; Sordariomycetes; Diaporthales; Diaporthaceae. The record is from RefSeq and is a predicted model, not a curated record. Bases 1 to 3666 code for a protein of 1221 amino acids.